GUCAAUGCCGGAAAAAUAGUGUAAUAAAUUUUGAAAUAAAAAUUAAAAAACGAAUUAGUUAUGUUGAAUACCGGUAAUCAACAACAACAGCAUCAACAACAACAACAACAGCAGCAGCAUCAUACACAACAACAGCAGCAACAUCAGACACAACAACAGCAGCAGCAACAUCAAACUCAACAGCAACAACACCAUCUUCAACAGCAGCAACAGCCACAACAACAACAGCAACAGACCAACAACACACAAUCUCUAACACAACUCCUCAAUCUCAACACCCAUCAGUGCGAUGCAAAUUUAAAUUUCACUUCAUUUGCCGAAUUAUGCCGUCUAUGUUCGAUACGUAAUGGUUCCACCAAAAUCCACUUGUUCGAAAAGGAAGCCGAACAACGUAAUCUCAUUUACAAAUUACGUUCUCUAAUGCCGGUUAAUAUAGCUAAAGAGGAUUUUCUGCCGAAAAAUAUUUGUGAAAACUGCGUCCAAAAAGUGGAAGGUUUGUAUGAGUGGCGUCAAUCGAGUUUACAAAACGAACAUAUUUUAAGAAAUUAUGCCGAAUCAAUGCGAGCCGUUACUGCAACUAUAAAUUUUCAGGACGGCACAGUGAAUAUGGAUAAAAUGACGGUGGCUCAAAAGAAUGCGUAUCUGGAGGCACACAUGGCCGUACAACAACAAAUGGCACAGGCGGCCAUACAAUUCAAACAGCAGCAGCAGCAACAACAAACGUCCAAUAAUAAUCAAACACAACAACAGCAGCAGCAACAACAACAACAAAAUUCACCCAAUAGCAACAAUAACAAUAGUACUAAUAACAACAACAACACAAAUCAACAAUUACAGCAGCAGCAGCAACAACAGCAGCAACAACAACAGCAGCAGCAGCAACAGCAUUAUGCCAGCACCAUAAAGGUGCCACAAAUAAGUUCCUCUAGUUCAGCCGGCAACGAAAGUACUUUUACCGUUCCGGACGAUGUGGGCAUGGGAUUUGAAGGAGGCGUCCGAGUGCUACAAAGUUUGGGCACCUGGUCGUCCGACAAUAUAACGUACAACAUACCCAAACCGAAUUUGAUACCAUUUACCGAACCCUAUGUCGAGGGUGGUUCCAUGCAUCCAGCCAGUCGCCUAAAAGCAUUGCAACAAGUCCAGCAGGCUUCAUCGGGUGUACGCAAAACUAAUCCAUCAAAACCCACCAAUAAAGCAUUUGAGUGCACCGUGUGUGGCAAGGGUUUGGCCCGCAAAGACAAACUCACCAUUCACAUGCGUAUUCAUACAGGAGAGAAGCCUUAUAUUUGUGAAGUGUGUAAUAAAGCUUUCGCUCGUCGUGAUAAAUUAGUCAUACAUAUGAACAAGUUCAAACAUGUUACGCCCACGAACAUUGCACCGCUUGGGAAACGUCUUAACAAUUUGGUGAAGAAAAAAGAACCCGAACCUGAAGACAAUAAGCAGAAUCUCGAAUUGCAACUACAACAACAAGCAGUACAAGUAGCCACUCAAAAUAUCAUUGUCCAGACGUCGAAUGCCCAGCAUACCGGUGGCCAAAGUACAGCCAUACCGGGCAUUAUUAUACCACAUCAUCAUGCCCAACAGCAGCUGUCGUGGACUUGUGAAUUGUGUGGUCGUAUGUUUUCCAAUCGAGAUGAGUGGACAUUGCAUGCCAAGAGCCAUUUGGAGUAUUGACAUCAGGAACAGGAAACAACGGAAAUUGUUAAAACAGUCAAAAUGGCUGCAAAUACAAAUCAACGUAACUAUCAACUGGAUACAAAUACGAACAUCAACAAUAACAACAA
This is a messenger RNA of Calliphora vicina (urban bluebottle blowfly), 1784 nucleotides long. RefSeq names its product alpha-protein kinase 1-like. The record is from RefSeq and is a predicted model, not a curated record. Gene Ontology annotation, biological process: regulation of transcription by RNA polymerase II. The coding region runs from base 61 to 1674 and encodes 537 amino acids. Gene Ontology annotation, cellular component: nucleus. Gene Ontology annotation, molecular function: DNA-binding transcription factor activity, RNA polymerase II-specific; zinc ion binding; RNA polymerase II cis-regulatory region sequence-specific DNA binding. The transcript has 6 exons. NCBI's taxonomy places the organism in Eukaryota, Metazoa, Arthropoda, Insecta, Diptera, Calliphoridae.